AUGAGUCAGUCGCAGCAUCGCCUUCUGAACCAUCGGAAACAGAGGGCGCACCUGGGAGUGCUUUUGAUGGAUCGGCUGACGCGUCUGGACACGUUUUUGCUUGGCUCGGUUGAUGCACCUGGGCAAGCCGUUGAUGGAUCGGUCGAUGCGUCUGGGCACGCGUUUGAUGGGUCUGCCGACGCGUGUGAGAACGACCUUGAUGCUUUGGAGCCGCCCAAGGCACUUCUCGCGCUAGAUGUACAUGGCGUGUGUGGCCUAUCGUUUGAUGACACGCGGCAUCUACUCAGCGAGUUGGAGGCCCAGAUGCCACGCACCGUUUCAUUGGAAACGCUCGUGCUGUCGUACAGUGGCCACCAGCGAGGACUGCAGACGCGCGCCAGGCUCCAGAUCGAGCUGCCUGACCUGGAGGUCUUUAUUUGCAGGGGCCCUGUUGAAAGGCUGACGGACCGAACCAUGGCGAAGUGCAUUGCUUUACCGUUGGUGCUUACUGCCGCGGAAUUUUUGGCAUGCGAAUUUUAG
Symbiodinium sp. CCMP2456 is the source of this 519-nucleotide messenger RNA. The record is from the annotation of a GenBank genome assembly. Lineage: Eukaryota; Dinophyceae; Suessiales; Symbiodiniaceae.